This is a messenger RNA of Pecten maximus, 2286 nucleotides long. Its product is annotated as neuronal acetylcholine receptor subunit alpha-10-like. Gene Ontology annotation, cellular component: postsynaptic membrane; neuron projection; synapse. Gene Ontology annotation, molecular function: transmembrane signaling receptor activity; acetylcholine-gated monoatomic cation-selective channel activity. The coding region runs from base 182 to 1612 and encodes 476 amino acids. The record is from RefSeq and is a predicted model, not a curated record. NCBI's taxonomy places the organism in Eukaryota, Metazoa, Mollusca, Bivalvia, Pectinida, Pectinidae. Gene Ontology annotation, biological process: chemical synaptic transmission; monoatomic ion transmembrane transport; regulation of membrane potential. The transcript has 8 exons.
UGAAAGUGGUUCAACAGAAGAAAGCGUGACCUGAAUGAUACAAUAGCAAUCAAUAGGAAGUAAAAUGAUAUACGACGUUGACUUUAUCAUUAUGACCUUUUAAUAACGUUGGCAGAUCUAGACGGAGACUGUAAAAACUUUAUAAAUGCAAGGAUAGCACUAUAGGAUAGCACUAUAGGACAUGGAAUUACUGGGGGUGAUUCUCACUGUAUUGGCUGUCAAAGUGAUUUCAGGAGUGACCACGGACUUACAAGACCAGUUAGUCAGGGACCUAUUCGCCAGAUACGAUCGUGACGUCAGACCCCAGUGUGAACACAAUGACAAGGUCAAUGCUACAGCGGAUAUGAGCCUACGUCAGAUAAUUGACCUUGAUGAACCAAAACAAAUUUUAAAACUAAACGUGUGGAUUAGGACGAGAUGGACCGACUGCCGAUUGACAUGGGACCCGGCUAAUUACAGCGAUAUAAACCAUAUCGUUAUCCCUUACAACCGGUUAUGGGUACCUGACCUCGUGCUGUACGACAAUGCGGAGUCGACCCUGUCUGGUAUCAAGGACUUUCGAGCAGAACUGAAGCAUACAGGAUUUAUUUCCUAUAACUUCCCUUCCAUCCUCAACAGUUUGUGUGCCAUCAACGUUCGAUACUUCCCUUUCGAUACGCAGACAUGUCCACUGAUUUUUGGCUCCUGGGCCUACAAUGGGCUAGAGUUAGAUAUAUCGAAUGCCUCCUCCCAUACCGGUCUGGCCAGUUUCGUCCGUAGUAUUGAGUGGGAGGUGCUGGACGCACCGAUCACCUACAGCCAGGACUGGUACGGUGACAUGUAUUGGUCAACAGUAACGUUCACAUUUAAUCUACAACGUAAACCUCUAUUUUAUAUCAUGAACAUCCUCUGCCCCUGUUUGCUUAUCACAUUUGUGGCUGUCUUUGGCUUUAUGCUGCCACCAGACUCCGGCGAGAAGGUCAACCUAGAGAUCACCGUUCUCCUGUCUCUGGCUGUGUUUCAGUUGAUUGUCCUGGAGACCAUUCCACCGUCUGGGGACAGCACGCCUUUUCUAGGUAUGUACUUCAUGGUAUCCAUGGCACUGGUGGGAAUGUCAUGUCUCCUCACUGUUUUCGUUCUACAAGUUCACUACAAAGGAAACAAUGGCACGCGUAUGCCUGGAUGGGUUAAGCGAUGCAUCAUGGUACCCUUAUCACGUGUCACCUGCGUAAAGAUUACUUUUGAUGAUGACAAGAACUACAGUGUAUCAGGCGGAAAUAACUCUGGGAUCAUCAUUCCUAAUGGCCCUCUGCAGUGCGAACAAGUAGAGAAAAUUAAUCACAACAGCUACCAGGACAACGAAAAGACGCAGCCCACUACACACCCAUCAGGGGAACGACUUUCACUUUUUCGACUCCAAUCUGCACUCAAUGGUAUUUCGGACAGACUAGAAUUCUUCAGGCGUCACAUAGAAUCUCAGCAAGAGGAAACAACACUACAUACAGACUGGAACCUCCUGGCUGUCAUGAUGGACCGCGUGUUCAUGGUGUUGUACGUUCUAAUCGUUAGCACGGUGGCGCUGUCAAUGAUACUUCCGGUUGUCUUACGCGACCGAUCUAUGCAUACGGAAUGAUGAAGAAAACACAAAAAUUAGUAAAAUGGUACCUCCGUUCAACAGUAAAAUUGAAUUUGCAUAUGUUCAAGAAAGCCAAAUUUGUAUGUGGUAUCUAAACUCAUCUGAGAAAUAUAAGGUACUGCUGUAAGAAUUUACAUCUCAAACCGAAGUGGAUUUUCUAAAAUAUGCCCCGUGAUUAUAUUAGAAACAUCUGCUAUAUAUUGGAUUUUUCCACAAACGUUCAUUAUAAGAAUUUACCGAACACAAGUCACAGGAUGUAUUAUUCAACAAGGAGUACAUACAGGCAUUGUACAGUACGAAAAUGUUUGUUUAUAAAUCAGAUGAUAGUACAUGCCAUGGAGGUAAUUCGAUGUACAUUUACAAUGUUUAUAUACAGAUAAAUGUUCUUAUACAGCGAUUGUAAUGGGGGCCUCUGGUGUUAAAACAACACUGUAUCUGUUAUUGACUUACUUUUGUCUUUAAAGUGAAAAAGCUUCAGAUAAUUAUAUACAACGGUCCAUACAUCAAUCCGACAGAGCCUUUGUAUUGUGGUGGUCAAAAUGAUGUCACAAUUAACGGGUUUUGAGCUAUAUUCUAUAAUAGUUUAUAUAGUUAUGUAUAGACGUAAGGAUGUUACUUUAACAAGACUGACACAUCAGUCAUUUCUAUGUGUCAUGAAACAUGGGUAAGUU